UAUUCUGUUUAUUUCUAGCAAGGAAAAACUUCUUUGCAAAGACACGUUAGAUGGUUGAGUGGUUCAUCUCGGUGUUAAACUGAGACUCGACAUUCCUCAAUCAGGCUGAGGCGGCUAUAUAAACUGCCUCCUGGACUGAGGAGCGACACAAACCAGUUCCAGCUCUUUAUCUCCAGCGCAGAAGUUGUAAAGGGAAACUCCAGCCUCACCAUGAGUCGCAGCCCAGAGCGCAUCUCCUCGUACCGUAGGCAUUUUGAAGGCCUCGCCUCCUCAUCUUCUACCUGCCAUAUUCGUGUCUCGAGCCCGAGCCCACGCAGACGUGAAACCCGCCAUCGGUCUGCCAGCUAUAGCCGCAGCAUGCGAAGGGCUACAUCCGGCACCCGCAGUGCACGCCUCACCGGAAGUGUGAGUAUGAGUGCUCUGUGUGCUGGUAUGGGUCUCGGAGGUGCACUGGAUCUGGAAGCUGCUUCUGCUGCCAACCAGAACUAUCUAACCACACGCACAAGUGAGCGACAGGAGAUGAUCACCCUCAAUGACCGCCUGGCUGUCUACAUUGAAAAGGUGCGUACUCUGGAGCAGCAAAACAAACUGCUUGAGACUGAGAUUGAAGGCCUGAAGGGCCGCUAUGUGAAGCCCUCAGGCUUGCGUAUGAUGUAUGAGGAGCAGUUGAGAGAACUCAGAAGGGUCGCUGACCAGAUGAGAGCCCAGAGGGAUCUUUCCAUUGCUGCUAAGGAGGCCAUGACUGCGCAGCUGGAGAUGAUCAAGUCCAGGUAUGAGGAGGCACUGGAAGCCAGGAAAAAGGCAGAACAGGACAUUGAAGCUUUCAAGCCUGAUGUGGAUGCUGCCACUGCGGCCCGCAUUGCUCUGGAGAAACAGCUAGAGAACCUUGAGGUGGAGAUGGAGUUCCUUCAGAGGAUUCACAAACAGGAAAUCGAGGAACUGAUGGCUCAGAUUUAUGAAACUGUAUCUAAAGUCGAAGUGGCCUUCGCUCUUCCUGACCUUGCAUCUGCCCUCAAAGAGAUCCAGUCCCAGUACGACAGCAUCGCCGCCCGGAACCUACAGGAAAUGGAUGCCUGGUACAAGACCAAAUUCCAGGACUUGAACACGGCAUCAGCAAGACAUGUGGAAUCCGUACGGGGAAUUAGAGAAGAAGUUGUGGGCUACAAGAAGGAUAUUCAGAACAAACAGCGGGAGCUGGAUUCACUUAACAACAGGUAUGAGACUUUGCUGGCUCAGAUCCGUGACAACCAAGAGAAAUACAGAAAGGAGGAAGAAGAUUUACAGGCCCGUAUCGAGGCUCUGAAGCUGGAAAUGAAGACAGUGAAAGAGAAGAUCACUCUGCUGCUGAAAGAAUAUCAGGAUCUCCUCAAUGUGAAGAUGGCUCUUGAGAUCGAGAUCACCACCUACAGGAAGCUGAUCGAAGGCGAGGACUCCCGUUUGUCAACAAUGGUGCAAGGCAUGUCUCUGAUGAGUGCCAGCAUCUCUGCGAGUCUCAGCACCUCAGGGGUGAGGGUGAGUGGAGCUUUGGCUGAACCGGCUGGUGGAGCAGCUGCAGUGGCCUUCAAGCCAUCGCAGUCUUCUAACGGCAACCAGGAAACUAAGGAGGAAUUCUCUCACGAGCAGGCCGUAGAACUGACAGAGAGGAAGACCGUCCUCAUUAGAACAGUUAAGACAGACGAGGACGUCAUCCAGAAAGACACACAAGAGCGCACCAUCACCAUCUCCGGAGCAGCAGACGAGACAGAAGAGUAACCUGACCUCACACUAGAUCUCUCUCUACUAUAUGUUCAUUUCUUCCCUCCACUAGCCAUUCUUUAUUACAUCAUCAUCAGAUCUUUACAUUUCCGUAUCACCUUAGCUGAUUUUACACACAUACACAUUAUUCCUUUUCUAAUUGUUAGUGAUUGUUAGUAAAGAGGAGAAUGAGCUGUGUAUCAGAGAUGUGACACUGAUAUCGCAAAUAAAACUCACCUCAUGGUGCCGGUGUGUGAAGACUAAACCGCUAAUGCACUGUAUUCUAGCUUUUAACCUCUGUUGGCUCUGUUCAACCACAUGCCUGAAAUAAACAUGACUGCAAAGCA
This is a messenger RNA of Tachysurus fulvidraco (yellow catfish), 2081 nucleotides long. RefSeq names its product notochord granular surface (gene ngs). Bases 211 to 1752 code for a protein of 513 amino acids. Lineage: Eukaryota; Metazoa; Chordata; Actinopteri; Siluriformes; Bagridae. The transcript has 11 exons. Gene Ontology annotation, cellular component: intermediate filament; Z disc; cell-cell junction. The record is from RefSeq and is a predicted model, not a curated record. Gene Ontology annotation, biological process: skeletal muscle organ development.